Molecule: messenger RNA, 2597 nt
Organism: Penaeus vannamei (Pacific white shrimp)
Lineage: Eukaryota; Metazoa; Arthropoda; Malacostraca; Decapoda; Penaeidae
Source: RefSeq, a predicted model, not a curated record
AGAACCACAACCACUACCUGAACCUCAGCAGCCAGAACCCACACUAGAAGCUCCUCUUGAACCUGCACAAGUGCCACAGCAGCAACCACAGCAGCAGCAACAGCAACAGCAGCAGCAGCCACAGCAGCAACCUCAGCAGGCUGAAGUGAGUGUGGAUGGAAAUCCACCUGCAUGUUCCAGCGGUGCCCCAGCCAAGUACUUCCCAGCUAAUGUGGAAGAGACGAAUGAAACCACCAUAGAUAAUAAAAUGAAGGCAAAGGUUCAGCGGAGGAGAUUAUCCCCUUCACAUAGAGAGAUGAUUAUCGACCUUGUUUUCAAUGAGAAAAAGACAUCUAGAGAGGUUGCACGUUACAUGGGGCUGCCUCAAUCAACAGUCAUGUCAGUGGUACAAGUAUUCAAGAAAGAGCACCGCAUACACAAAAAGACAGCCACAGGACGUAAACGCCGCCUAACAACUGCACAAGAAUUCCAGCUCUUCGAGAUGUCACAGGAGAGAGAUAACAUAUCAGUAGAUGAGAUACGUCGUCGCUUUUGCAACAGUAUCCUGAAUUUGGUCACAUAUCAAAAACUACAAUUUACAGAAAAAGGAUUAAUAGGAAUGGAUCCUCCACCUGAGCGCUACUUGGAGCCAAUAGAGCGAUACUGGCCAAGAAGAGAGGGAGGCCUCGGGUACCAACAAAAUAUACCAGCGGGUGUUGCUAUUAGCCCAUGUUCCAGAAGGCAGCAUUAUGGGGAAAGCGGACCCAUUGAAACAAGUGCUGCCGAUAAAGAUAUCAGUAGACAACGACGGUCACUGUCUAUUGCUGAGAGGGAGAUGAUUAUUAGUCUAUUUUUCAAUGAGAAUCGAACCAUAAGAGAGGUCGCAGAUUUUAUGCACUUGGCAAAGUCGACAGUCUCAUCAGUUGUUCAGGUCUUCAAAGAGCACAGAAUCCAACGGAAGACUUCAACGGGACGUAAGAAAAAGUUAUCCGAUGAGCAUGAGCACAUGAUGGAUAUCCUCUCCCAAAAGGAGGACAUCACAAUAGGAACAAGAAAUAGGUUCCUGUCUUUGAAUCCCGAUGUUCCUAAUAUUAGUAAGAGUACAAUUUACAGAAUAAUGGAGAAUUGUCAGUCAAAGCUGAGAGCUAGAUCAGACAUGGAGGUUUUUGUAGGCAUUUUUGUUCAUUCUACUGAAGACAACCCAUUAAUCAUCAUGCCAGGGAUGGUUAUGGGUGUUUCUCAACACAAGAUUGAGUUUAUGGAGAGCUUAGAAGAACUUGAUCACCUGAGGUAUGGUUUUACAGACUCAAACAUUCACUACAUGACUCCAAGCCAGUUUAUGAUGCCUGGGAUGAUCGACACACAUAUACAUGCUUCUCAGUUUCCUAACAAUGGAGUGGCUAUGGACUUGCCAUUGCUGGAGUGGUUACAGACGUAUACUUUCCCCACCGAAGCUAACUUUUCAGACACACUUUUUGCAAGAGAAGUCUAUAGCAAAGUUGUGGAACGUCUGUUGAGAAAUGGAACAACAACAGCAGCAUACUUUGGCACAAUCCACUUAGAAGGUUCAAAAAUUCUUGCUGAUGUAGUUCAUGACAAAGGUCAGCGUGCACUCAUUGGAAAAGUUAACAUGAUGAGGAACUGCCCAGAGUAUUACCGGGAGAUGAGUGUUCAGGAAUCAAUUAGAGACACGGAAGAAUUUAUACGAUAUGUUAGAAGUAUCCAGUCCCCACUGGUACAACCUAUUGUUACACCCCGGUUUGCCCCAACUUGCCCUGAGGAUCAGUUAGCAUCUCUAGGACAGCUGGCAGCUAAAUAUGGAUGUCAUAUUCAAAGUCACUUGUGUGAGACUCAGCCUGAGUGUAAUUGGGUCAAAGAGCUCUUCCCUUGGGCCAAAUCAUACACUGAUGUUUAUGACAGCAUGAGACUACUUAGUGAGAAGUCUGUCAUGGCACAUUGUAUAUGGCUAACUGAUGAUGAGAUAUAUACCUUGCGAGAACGAGGAGUUGGUAUUUCUCACUGCCCAAAUUCCAAUGUAUCCAUUCGCUCUGGCCUUUGUGAUAUUCGGAGACUUUUGAAUAGUGGAUUAAAAGUCGGUCUAGGGACAGAUUGCUCGGGUGGUUACUGUCCAUCAAUUUUAGAUUCCAUGCGACAGUCUCUGCAAGUUUCCAACAUCUUGGCUCUUGACAGAGAUCAAGACUAUCAGAGAAUUACAUACAAGGAAGCAUUUAGAAUGGCAACUCUUGGAGGUGCUAAAGUACUGAAUAUGGAAGACCGCAUUGGAAACUUUGAAAUUGAUAAAGAGUUUGAUGCACUCCUUAUUGAUGUGUCAGCCCCUGGGUCAGCUAUUGAUAUAUUCAGCAAGGACACAGUGGAAGACAAGGUGCAGAAAUUCAUUUACACUGGUGAUGAUCGUAACAUUGCUCGUGUGUAUGUUGCUGGACACAGAAUCCUUGACUUGCACAACAAGAAUCUGCAUUAACCAUACCUCGAGUCACAAAAGAUAUUAAGCUCGUCCAAAGUAGAGUGUUGUCUACUUGCUGGCCAGUUGGCGAUAUUCGCCAGAAUUUUAUAGGAAGAAGCAAAACUGUCUUGAUCUGAGUUCUCUACUAUAUCCU